Messenger RNA from Emericellopsis atlantica, 1861 nucleotides. RefSeq names its product mannosyltransferase putative-domain-containing protein. Gene Ontology annotation, biological process: protein O-linked glycosylation. Lineage: Eukaryota; Fungi; Ascomycota; Sordariomycetes; Hypocreales; Bionectriaceae. Gene Ontology annotation, molecular function: alpha-1,3-mannosyltransferase activity. The transcript has a single exon. Gene Ontology annotation, cellular component: Golgi apparatus. The record is from RefSeq and is a predicted model, not a curated record. The coding region runs from base 115 to 1527 and encodes 470 amino acids.
GUUUAUUUGUGCCAACAUAGUCUCGUGGUUGAGGUUCAAUAAUCGAUAUACUUGAGUCACGUGCCGACAUUUACCAGCCACUAUCAGUAUCUGGCGUUUCCUGGUUGAACUACGAUGCAUCACGUACUGCUGGCAAGAUAUCUAGUUAUUGCUAGUAUUUGUUUUUGUUUUUACUUAUUAUCAAAGAGGCGAAGUCUCCUCAACUACCUCGCGUGCGACAGCCGUCCCUUUACCUUGCCUGGUCUGGACAUCGAGGGCAUCAACCGACUAUCAUCAGAGUAUAGAACAUAUCCCCUACAACCUCCUUACAACUCGCAGUUCUGGGAGGCUGGUAAGCGACUGAGAUCAGCUACAAAGUGGCUGUAUAGCCUUGACAGCCUUAACGAGAAAGCGCCGGCCCGGCACGAUCUCACAUCGGCAAUCGAGUCAGUUACUGUGAAUCUCGUGCCUUUUCUGCCAGCCAGAAGCGGAACGCCCUUUCAAAACCUCCGGUCAUCCUUCACUAGAUCGAAAGGUAUAGUGAUUCCUGUCCGAGGGGGCCACGAAUCUAUCCGCUUCGCAGGGCACUUGAUUCGAUCCCUGAGAAUGGUGCUCCGUAGCGAACUUCCGAUCCAAAUCGCGUACGCUGGGGAAGAUGAUUUUUCUCAGAGACACCGAGACGUACUCUCCCACCUUGCUCCCAUGGCAAAUGUCUCAUUCCUGAAUGUUCUAUCGUACUUUGACGACUUUCACCUACGACUCGGAAAAGGCCAAUGGGCGAUCAAACCGUACGCGGCCCUGGCUUCCCGUUUCGAACAGGUAAUCUUGCUCGAUGUGGAUUCAAUCUUGCUACAGAAGCCUGAUAGCCUUCUCGAACACCAGGCCUUUCGCAGCCACGGCGCUUUUCUUUUCUAUGAUCGACACAAUGAACGAAAGACGGCCGCAGUAAGACACGAUCUGCCCAGAGACGGCGGUGGACGACAACUACCAAACAUCCGCAUGUCUCGGGCGCAGACACCUAGCUACGCCGAGGAGCUCGACUCUGGGGUCGUCGUUGUCGACAAGGGCCGGCCAGAGGUCCUGAUGGGGCUUUUGCACAUAUGUUGGCAGAACACAUACCAAGUCCGUAGCGAGGUCACUUUCGGGAUAUCUUAUCAGAACAAAGGGUCUUGGUGGCAGGGCUUGGAACUGACUGGGUCAGGCUAUGGGUACGAGAAAGAUCCUGGAGUUGUGAUAGGUUGGGGGAGUCCCUGUGCUGCCUAUGGUGACCGCAAUCUCGCGCCUGCUCACGUGGACGAGAACGGCGAUCUGAUCUGGUAUAGUGGAGGUUCUUUGCGGAGCAAUCUCGGUAGAACCCAAUCGUUCGGCCUUCCGGAGGUAUGGAGGAUUAGUGACCGCUGGAUUUACGGUGUAACCGGACAAGGACCAGAUUGUAUGACUAGGGCAUCGAUAAAGCCGCUGAAUCAGAUGGAAAUAAGGGCGCUGAUGUUGAACAUGGAGGCCGCAGACUAUGUCGACGAGAUCUUGGAAGGAGUCGAAGGCUUAUGAGGAUAGCUAACCGUAGCUGCUUGUGGUUGGGUUAUGCGAAGGCUCAUGUUAUCGAGGGUGUAUUUGAGGUGGGCAUGCACUUCAAAACAUAUCAGCCGACGAGGUCUUUGGUCUGGUCUAUAGAUUGUAUCUUGUGGCGUUUUAUGUUUGGAAGAUAAGAUAAUCUUUUGGAGAGAAAUCUCUUUGAAGUUAGAGCUUCAAGGAAUAUCUACAUCCACAUUGAAGCACGCUUUUUAGCGUGCCGUUUACACACGACAAGGCUGUGACGAGUAACUCAGGGUUUCACUUUUCUGAAUUUGAUAGACGGAACAGUACAUUAGCCGUAAGAUAGUCA